This is a messenger RNA of Trematomus bernacchii (emerald rockcod), 1901 nucleotides long. RefSeq lists its product as uncharacterized. The record is from RefSeq and is a predicted model, not a curated record. Bases 147 to 1763 code for a protein of 538 amino acids. The transcript is spliced from 9 exons. Lineage: Eukaryota; Metazoa; Chordata; Actinopteri; Perciformes; Nototheniidae.
GGGAGAGGGAGAGGGCCUGGUUAAAAAACUGCAGGCCGAGGUGGCCAAAUUAAAGAAGACAAUUGUUUCUUUAAAUGAUGCCCUCGACCUCUCCCAGGGAUAUAACAGAACUUUGAGAAGGGCCUACUUAGCGCUGCAUCGAAAGAAUGCAAAGGCACAGAAAGAAACUGUGGUAUUUGGCACAGCAGGGCAGCUUGCAGCAUCCCCCCCCCCCGACUUCAGAAGCCGGCCCCCAGCCAACAUCAGAAGCAGGCACCUCUAAGUUACGGUCGACAGACUUCCCUGACCAUGUCCCCGUCCUCAACGUCUUAUUGGAAGACUUUAAGCGGCUGUAUGAGGGACCCGACCCAUCCCCCAAGCUCAUCAAUAAUGUUCAGUCCAAGUUGCACAGGAUCCGGCAAUUCAUUGGAUGGAUGAGCCAUGGCAAGAAAAACCUGGGGCACCUGACAUUCAUGGCCGAUCUGCCCAAUAUUCGGGGAUGGGUGAAGUCUCUGAGGAACAAUAAAAUGACUCUGUCAACGACAUUGCACUAUCUCAAAAACGUUCGACAGUUUAUAGUUUUUAUGGAAGAGACCCCACCUAGUACCUCGCGCCUCGGCAAGACGCAACUGAAGUUGAUCAAGAGGGAGAUCACUGUCUCAAUCAUGGCCUGGAAGCGCCCUGUGGUCCUGCACCAAAUGAGGGUGAAAGGACAAAAGGAUGCCAUCAUGCACACCAUUAAAGAGCUCCACGAGUGCCGCCGAUUGGCACUGGUGGCCAUCCCGAAACUCUUCUCUCGACUGGAAAAGCAGCACACAUCUAUGGCGCAGGGUAACCUUUUCGGGUACGUCACUGCCUACCUAGCCUCACUCUAUGGUCACCGCCUUGGAGUGUUCCUGAACAUGACCGACGUGCAGGUCAGCCAGGCAGUGCACGGACCCGAGAAGGAUGACUACCUGAUCAAAGUGGAGGAGCAUAAGACCAACGAGAGCUUUGGCACAGCCAAGUUGCUGCUCACCGACAAGGAAUACGGCUGGCUCAUCGACCUCAUCCAGCUCAAAACCAAGUUGGCAAAAGGGAAACCAAUGUCCAAGUACGUCUUUUUUAACACGACCUUCAGCCAGGACAGGAACCUAACCAAAUACCUUCAGCGCGCCUGGUUGGAGAUGCAGUUACGGGGGAUACCGACAUUCACCAGUUUGAGGAGCGCCAUUGCAACCUUUGCCAGAGACAGACACGGUGAAGACUCACAGGAGCGUAAAAGCAUGGCACGCUUAAUGUGCCAUGACACAGCUACGUCCGACAAGUUCUAUACGAUGGACCUGACAAUAGCGCAGGCGAGGAAAGGUCGUCUGCUUUUUGAAGAGGCCCAGAAGGAGGAAGUUGAGAGUGGGAAGAAGAAGCAUGAGAGCCCCCCACCUCAGUCUGAGGAGAGCGAGAAGGACGGAGAGGAGAGUGUGACCGGGACCAAGAAGAAGAGGAAGAAGAAGCACCAUGAGAGACCCCCACCUCAGUCUGAGGAGAGCGAGAAGGACGGAGAGGAGACGGACGGAGAGGAGACAGCGGAAGAUGAGGAGAGCCAGGAGGCGACACCGGAGGGAGAGGCGACAACGGAGAUCGCAACGACCACCAGCGACAAGAAGAGCACCCCAAGUGUGACCAGGAGCCGGGCUAAGAAAAGAUGCAGGGUCCUGUUGUCGCCCCUUAAGCAGAGUCCCCACAAACUCUCGAAUCGCAUCGGAGUCCGGAGAAGUCGGAAGGGUGCAACGAGGAGAAAGCUCUAAUGCUCUAAACGACUAGCGCAAAGUAGUUCUGUUUUUAUGUGUAUUUUACAGUUUUUUUUAGAUAGUUAAAUGUUGUAAAUCAUUUUUGAUAUAGUUAAAUGUUCAAUCAUUUUUGUAAAAUAAAAGUUUUACAUUUUU